CCGCGCGAAACUCUACGCUCGACAACGUUCCGCCAGCUUUACUUCAACGGCCAGUCAUCGCACGCCAAUCGCUUAGUCUGUCAACUUCAUUACGAUCGGAAGAAUACGCGUUCGAUAUAUCGACUCUGAGAAUAUUGUGUUCUCCAAGUCGAUUUAAAAUGAUACACGUGCGAGGUGUUCUCACUCUCAUUGUGAAUUUACGCAACUGUACGAGAGUUGUUUGUAAACUAGUCGCGAGCGAGACUAAUCCGACGUCAGUAAUCAUUUUAUAGCGCAUUCGUUCGCGGAAUUGAGCACGGGGCCAAUUAAACGCGUGAUUCGAUACAUGCAAUAUUGGUUCGUCAGUGGCUAUUAUUCUAUAUAAUGGCAAAUAAAUUUUUCAACUAAGUAUCUUUUUCGUAUAAAUAAUGUCAUAUUUAAUACUCUGCUGAAAAUACCGUAAAAAAAUGAUUACACUAAUUCCAAAAAUUAACACUCACAUGUAAUUAAUCUCGGAGUAAGUUUAAAAUCUGGAACACAACUUAUGAAUUUUUAACAAAAAUUAAAAAACAUCUAAAAAAUCGCGCAUUUGGUUUUUUUAUUAUUUAAUUAAAAAUUUAAAUUAAAAUCAUCUCUAUGGUUUUUCAAAAUCAUUAACUUGUUACAUAAAAAAUAGCGUAGUUGUAAUUUUAUCUAUGUUAAAUUCAAACAAAUAGUCUUAUCACAUUUGCCGUAUUUAUCAUGUUUAUUAAACUAUUACGACAUCAAAGUAAAAAAAAGUUUCGUGAGCAAACGAAGUGUUAUUGGAUGACGUUGUUUUUGGUGAAAAUUUUAGUUCGAUAAUUUGUUCUUUGUUCGGUAAACGAUGGAAGCUUUUAGAGAACGACGGCAAAAUGUACGCGCGGAUACUGUCGAGCGAUGCGUUUAUAGAUGUAAUAAAUCGCGGCACUGCGCGGCACAAUGAGAAGAGCUCGCGUUGAAAAUUUAUUAAAAUCCAGGCGUUUAUAUAGAAACCCCGGUCUUGUCUACGCGCACACAUUAACGAAACCGUCGAUUGGAUCGAUUUUACAAUACAAAGACUCGCGUGAAGCAACACGUAAUAAUUUAUAACAACUGAUUCGGCGAACACGCCAAAUUAAUUCAACGCAACCUGAGGAGAAAAUAUCUCAGUUAUAUUUUACACGACACUUCCGAACGUGAUCGCGAACAAAUUAAUCUGCGCGAUUAAUUUUAACUUUCAAACUUUCGAAAUCGACAAUGCCUUUGUCCGCAAAGCGCGAUAUGCGUUUCAUUAUUCUUCAUUUCAGUCACGGCUGAAUUGACACGUGAACAAAAUACACAUUGAAAGAAGUUCUAUCAAAUAUAUAUUGAAUAUAUGUUGAAUAUAUAUAGCACGAAACAUUGAUUCGACAGAUCUGAUAUUCAAAACUGUUUUCAUUAUUUUGUCACUCUACAUAUGUAUACCGAAGCAACAUACGAACUAAAGUCCGCAAUAUAAAAUUUUCUUUGUUUGCAGAAAUUAAUUGACGUACAAAAAGCUAGUUGAAAAACAUUGAGUAAAGAAUAACGCGAUAAGUCUAGAAAUUUCUGUCAUUAAAGGAUAUAUUUUAUAAGAUUUGCAUAUAAAACAAAAAAAAACAUUUUGCAAAAGUAUUUUGCUUAUCUCUUUGCGGUAACAUGUAACUGUCUUCUCUUCGAGUUUUCGCGCGUGUAUUAAAUGUCUCAACAAUAUUAAACUUGAGUGCGAGAAACUUCGACAUCGAACACGUAACUACUGUGAACCCGCACGGACCGACAAACGUUGGCGUGCAGCAGCUGUCGCAAGACAGAAACGCACGAGAAGCGCUCACGCUGCCGUCGCGACGAUCGGCAGCAGCAUGUUUUUGACAGCACGCGCACGAUCGCGGUCGCACGCAGCGCCGAUGUGUGCGACAGGAAUCAUCGACGUGUACACGAGCAGCACGAGCGGCAACGACACCGGCACGUAGCCGCGAAAGGAGCCCUCCUCCCUCCUGUGAUGUCGAUAUCCCGGGCGCGAUCCUGGCCGCUGCUGGAUACAACAGCAGGCAGAGAAAGCUGCGCCGGUUUCGUCGACGACUCGUUCCUGAGAAAGAAAAACCGUCCGGCCGAAACCAGCGAUUCCGAGGAUAAGAACAAUAUAGCGAUUGUUCAAUCCGACGGCAGCCCCCAGGUGCAAGCGAGACGGUUAUUGUGCCGUCAUUACUAUCCGGAGGGAGGAUGGGGAUGGGUGGUCACCAUCGUCGGUACUCUGGUGCAUCUUUUGGGACCGGGUCUCCAAUUCUCGGUUCCGGCCGCCGUUGCGUUGCCCGCUAAAGUCAAGUUCUAUCACCAUCCGUUAGACACAGCUGGAUGGCUGGGAGCAAUGUCGACGGGAGUCGCUUUGCUGGUGUCGCCAGUGACGAUAGCAUUUUGUCGAAGAAAAAGUACAAGAGUCACGGCAGUUUUGGGCGGUCUUGUUACCGCGCUCGGUUGCCUCUUUACUUCCUUCGCUUCGCAGUUUCACCAAUUGUUUCUCAGCUAUGGCACUAUGGUCGGAAUCGGCGUUGGGAUGACGCGGGAUUGCAGCACGUUGAUGGUGGCGCAGUAUUUUAAGAGAAAAAGAGAACUAGUCGAAAUUUUCAUUGUGUCCGGUAGCGGAUUGGGUAUAGCUGUCAUGUCCGCUUUCAUAAAAGGCGCAAUUACUAAAAUUGGAUGGCGACUCGGUCUCCAGGCUGUUACGGGAGUGGUUUUUCUCACUUUUAUUCUCGGCACUUUUUAUCGUAGCGCUUCGCUAUAUCAUCCUCAAAGAAGGGCGAUCUUACACUUGAAGAAUCAAAAGCGCAAAAUAAAGGACAAGAACAAAGCCGACGACAGGUCGCCGUUUUUCGAUUUCAGCACUCUGAAGAGCAAAACAGUCAGAAUUCUCUUGGUAUCCACCGGGAUUUCAGCAUUUGGGAUCAAUACGCCGAUAUUUUACCUGGCUCAUCAAGCUGAAGAAGACGGUCUCAGCGAGGCGGUUGUCCUGCUGCAGGUUUAUCUCGGAUUGGCUUGGACUCUCGGUUGUGUAGCUUUCGGACUUCUGGUUGUUCAUCGCAGCGUUGAAUGUCGGAUAGCUCGCCAAUAUCUCACGCAAGCGGCCGUCUUUGUGUGUGGAGUCUGCAUUCUGGCUCUUACUGCCGUUCAAGGAAAUUACCAUGGCUACGUUAUGUUUGCUUGGAUUUAUGGUAUCUUCUGCGGCGGCUACCAUUACAGUCUGAAGAUGUAUACGUACGAAAGAGUGAGAGCGCGUAACUUCGCUAGAACAUGGGGUUUCGUUCAGUGUUCCCAAGCGAUACCAAUUGCGAUCGGAGUACCAAUAUCGGGUUAUAUAAACGUAGGCUGCGGUAAUAAGGCCGGAUACUACUUCAGUUCAACAUGCGUCCUGGUGGGUAGUUUCACUCUCUUCUUUAUUGAUUUGCAUAGAAGAAACUUAUCUAGACACAAACACACCAAACCCAACGGCAUGAAGCACAUAUGCGCUUCGAAUAACUGUCCUCAACGACGAAGACCGUCGUUCAGUCAAGAACCUGAAAACGAACCUCAUGUGGCAGCUGCCGGUGCAACGGCUGCGGCGCUAGACUUGGGAACCGACAUUGUUCCAACGCAAGGCGAAGGAGUGGAAAACUUGGGAACGGACAAACCGGAGCUCACGUGUAUCUCGGAAGAGGGUAUCGCCGACAUGGAUUUACCCGACAACGUGUUGGAAGAUCUCGAUUAUAUAGGCGAUUGCAUAACUUCAUGCAACAAAGUCGAGAACUAUCUUAUGUUGUCGGAGUUCGAGAAUAACUUGAUCGCCGAGAUGCCAAUCAUUAUGGAUCGUCGUGGACGCAGGUGGUCUUUGGCGCGAUCUAAAACCGGUCAAUCUAACUGCGGUCAGGCUAGCGGCGUGCAAUUGUCGACUGAGGAGGAAGAGAGCAAGUCGAAGUGGCGUUUCACGAAUGUAUCGCCUCAUGCUAACAGCAGAAUGAUUACCGUUAUCGACGAAGCCAGCGCGUAACUCGGAAAGUGUCAUUAAUCUCAAGCUUGACAAAAUUGAAAGAGUAAAUCUAUA
Molecule: messenger RNA, 4069 nt
Organism: Pseudomyrmex gracilis
Lineage: Eukaryota; Metazoa; Arthropoda; Insecta; Hymenoptera; Formicidae
Product: monocarboxylate transporter 2-like
Exons: 9
Coding region: 1997-4015 (672 amino acids)
Biological process (GO): transmembrane transport
Molecular function (GO): monocarboxylic acid transmembrane transporter activity
Source: RefSeq, a predicted model, not a curated record